AUGGAGAGUAAUCAAUUACCAAUUCAAAUAAUUAUCCGUGAAGGACUUCUUACUCAAAUACUACAAUAUUUGCCAAUUGAUGAUGUGAUUAAUUUUAGCGAAGCGUAUCCUAGAUUGAAUUCUGAUUAUUUUGCGUCUUAUCUUUUCUGUAAACAACAUAAGCUUUCAGGAUCAAUUUCUAAGCACUUAUCAUUAAAAAAUAGAUCAUGGAAAACUUUAUGCUCAUUGAAAGCUGAACUUAACACGGAUAAUAAGUUUAUUCCUAAUGUUAAUUCUAAUAGAUUUGGGCUGAGCAUUGAAGGUAAUGUUAUUAUCAAUACAAAUACGACAAAUGAUAGAAGAAAUACUAUUAUUGCAAAAAACCCAUUUUCACUAGAAAAUCGUUGGUUCACAUUUCCUAUUUUGUUACACCAAUACAUCCUUUUACAAACACCAGUCUUUUAUUAUGAGGUAACAAUCCUACCAACUCCUUCAACACAUGUUGUAGAAGAAUUUGUUGUUUCUAUUGGUCUUGUCAAUGAAAGAACAUACCCUGAAGACAAACAAGUUGGAUGGGAAAAUGGAGGAAUAGGAGUUCAUUCAGACGAUGGUAAAUUAUUUCAUCAAAAUGGUUCUGGCGUUAAUUUUACAGAACCAUUUAAUUCAGGAGAAACUCUUGGGGUUGGUUUUAUACCAAGGAGUUAUCAAGUUUUCUUUACAAAGAAUGGUAAAAAGAUUAAAAAUUCAAUUACAGUGAAAUAUCAAAAAAUGUAUCCUGCAUUAGGAUUUUCUACUGCGUAUGCUGUUGAAGUUAAUUUUGGUCAAAAACCAUUUAUAUUUGAUUUGUUAGAAGAAAUUAACAAAAUAUAA
This is a messenger RNA of Entamoeba dispar SAW760, 849 nucleotides long. RefSeq lists its product as uncharacterized. The record is from RefSeq and is a predicted model, not a curated record. The transcript has 2 exons. Lineage: Eukaryota; Evosea; Mastigamoebida; Endamoebidae. The coding region runs from base 1 to 849 and encodes 282 amino acids. Gene Ontology annotation, biological process: proteasome-mediated ubiquitin-dependent protein catabolic process. Gene Ontology annotation, molecular function: protein binding. Gene Ontology annotation, cellular component: nucleus; cytoplasm.